Messenger RNA from Drosophila sechellia, 1687 nucleotides. RefSeq lists its product as uncharacterized. Gene Ontology annotation, molecular function: nucleic acid binding; zinc ion binding. The transcript has 2 exons. The record is from RefSeq and is a predicted model, not a curated record. NCBI's taxonomy places the organism in Eukaryota, Metazoa, Arthropoda, Insecta, Diptera, Drosophilidae. The coding region runs from base 299 to 1519 and encodes 406 amino acids.
UGCUCCUUCUACCCUCUUCCUUUACUCUUAGUCAUACAUUCCUAGUCAUACAUACCUAAUUAUACAUAGCCAAUCUAGUCAUAAGCUUAUACAUUCAUAACCCCAUCCUUACUAUAUACAUACAUACAAAUAUUAUCGAGAAACUUAUCGACUUAUCGACUCGCCACUCUGCAGAGAGCGCGGCAGUCAGUCGCUGUUGAACCAAGCUAGAGUACAGAUCGAAAUAAAAGAGACAAUUGAAAUAGUUAACUUCUGUAAACGGCGGCUAAAAUCUCAGAAGUGGGAUUAAUAAUCCAAAAUGGACGAUAAAAUCAUCCUGAACGAGUUUUCGCUGACAACUCUAAAAGAUUGGCUACGUAUUCUGGGCCAAAAUACGGAGGGCACAAAAGCCGAAUUAAUCGCGAGGCUGCAAGACAUCCCAACGGCAGUUCGGGGCGAUUGUCCACCGGAGCACCCCCAGAAAAACGCUCCACCAAGAAACGAAAUUUUUUCUUCACUGGAUUUCCAGAAUUGUGAAAUUAACACCGAUCACGUAAGUGUGAAUGCGAUGAACAGAAAAGGAUCAACCGAAACUGGCAGUGAGAGGGAGACAAACAUGUUCGAGCUACAGCAACUACGCGCAGAGCUAGCAGAAGCGAAGGCAAUGCUUAACGGAACACGAUCGAGCUUGCAGUUCCAAGAACAACAACAACCAGAGCAAAGCAAGGCUACAGUUAGUUCCGUUAUCCAGACGGCGCAGUUUACGCAGGCUGGCGCCACAAAAGAGAACACAACAUUUCACUCGCCGCAGCGAUCCAACGAGAGAGCGGAGAGCCAGCGUUUUCCAGUUGAUGUUCUCGCUCUCGCCAAAGAGACGAUAACCGAUUACGAUGGGAAAACUUGCGCGCGUGCCUGGAUAACAGUGGUCAAAAAUAUCGCACGCACUUUCAACAUCGAUGACAACCAUUUACGCAUCUUACUCAUCACUAAACUUAAAGGAAACGCGCAAGUCUGGUUACAUGCGCACCCUGCUCGAUUGAUCGAACCAAUUGACAAUUUGCUUGAUCAAUUGUCAUUGACUUUUGGCGAGCAAUCAUCCAAGGCUGAGAUCCGGCGAAAAUUCGAGAGUCGCAAGUGGAAAACCGAGGAGAAUUUCUGCAGUUAUUACGAUGAGAAGAUGGCUCUCUCAAAUGGGAUAAACAUCGACGACGACGAACUACUGGACCAGGUGAUAGCGGGCAUACCGCUGCAAAAUUUCCGUACCCAAGCACGGAUUCAAUGCUUCUCUACUCCAUCGGAGAUGCUACGCGCAUUUUUGAACAUCCGUUUGCCAGCUCGGAGGGAGCCACCUGUACAGCCAACCGACUACAAAGAUACCAUACGAUGCGCAAACUGUAAUUCAAGAGGACACAAAGCUGACAUCUGCAAGAAGCCCAAACGUGAACCAGGUUCGUGCUACGCCUGUGGACAACUUGGACACCUGGUGGCACAAUGUCCCACAAGGAAGAGCGUUUCAACUAAUAAUUAUAAUGCCUCAUAGACUCUGGCAGUCCUAUAUCUAUCAUUAAAAAGUCACUUAUUAACGAGACAAUGAAGUUAGCCCUACUUAAUACUUGCUAUUUUGGUUUAAACAACUGUAUUCUCAAAACACAUGGACAAACCACAUGUUAUGUAUUGAAAGGAUCAAUAAAAAUAUAUUUUCGUUUAA